AUGAAUAGAAUUCUAUUGACAUUUGUUAUUCUCAGUGGAUUAAUCGCUAUCAUUCAUUGUUCAACUAUUGUUCGAACACAAAACGUAAAUGAAAUUGAUCCAUUUGGAUUAAUACGAGAUAAUUAUGGAUGUGAUGCUGUUAUUAGUAGUUGUGGGAAAAAAGGAAAAUGUUGUGAUAAUCAUGAUGCAUGUUAUAAAAAACAUGGAUGUGGUGCUAUCAGCUGGUUCUACUUAUGGGGAAACUGUCGAAAUUGUAACAUGGCUGUUAUGGGAUGUGCUGUUGCAAAUAAUCCUGGUACUAGCUCAUGCUGUUCCGCAGGUAAUUGUGGUCAAGCAAGACCAUAA
Messenger RNA from Adineta steineri, 345 nucleotides. The record is from the annotation of a GenBank genome assembly. NCBI's taxonomy places the organism in Eukaryota, Metazoa, Rotifera, Eurotatoria, Adinetida, Adinetidae.